GGGGAUCCACAUGCAGCAGUUUUCUCUCUUUGGAGGCGAAAGAAAGUGUAAGGAUUGAGUGUGUGUGUGUGUGUGUUUGUGUUGCACAGGAGAGAGUUCAAAGUGUUGUGGUCUGUGAACUUUGAGUGUUUGUACACAUUCUAACUUUGUGUCCACGUGUGACUGCUUGCCAUGGAAAGCCUUGAAUUUGAAAAGAAAGUAAAAGCGUACUGUAUCCGCAAGACACACGCUGUUGUCAUCUGCGCAGUCGUCAUAGUGACAGGUGUUGCUGUGGGGCUCGGGGUGGGUUUGAGCCAGAAGUCCUCCUCAUCGGAAGAGGAAACCAAACCAACACCAUCACCCCCAACUCCACCACCAGCUGAUCGUGGUCCCUGCAAACCCUCUAACAGCACAAAAGGUGGCUGGAGCAAUUUCCGUUUGCCUGACUAUGUAGAACCAUUCCAUUAUGAGCUGCAUCUGGAGCCAGACCUCAACACAGACAUCUACACCGGGAGUGUGUCCAUCCAUCUGUACCUGAAGCAGUCCAGCUCACACCUGUGGCUCCACAUCCGAGAGACUUUUGUCACUGCAGUGCCCACUUUACAGCUCAAUGACUCGUCUGGCCUAACCUCUGUUGGGGUGAAGGAAUGCUUUGAGUACCAACCACAGGAGUAUGUGGUGGUGGAGGCAGCUGAGCCGCUACCUGGCGCAGGCGAACACUACAUCCUCACUCUUCACUUCCAGGGCUGGCUCAAUGGAUCUCUCGUUGGUUUCUACAGGACUACUUAUCAGGAGAAUGGAGUUACCAAGAAAAUCGCUGCAACAGACCAUGAACCCACAGACGCUCGUAAAUCUUUUCCUUGUUUUGAUGAGCCAAACAAAAAGGCCACCUACACAAUCUCCAUCACCCAUGACAGUGCAUAUGAAGCGCUUUCCAACAUGCCUAUUGAGAAUAUAGAUACAACAAUAUCAGACCAAAGUACAAAAACCUCUUUUGCAACAUCAGUAAAGAUGAGCACCUAUUUAGUAUGUUUUGCAGUGCACCAGUUCAAAUAUGUGGAGCGUAAAUCAAUAAGAGGAAUCCCACUACGGAUCUAUGCUCAGCCUUUGCAGAUCGCAACUGCUGAAUAUGCUGUAAAUGUCACCAAGAUCAUAUUUGAUUACUUUGAGGUGUACUUUGACGUGCCAUAUUCCAUAAAGAAACUUGAUAAGAUAGCAAUCCCAGACUUUGGAACAGGUGCGAUGGAGAACUGGGGGUUGAUUACUUACAGAGAAACCAAUCUUCUGUUUGAUGAGAACGAGUCUUCAUCUUACAACAAACAGCGUGUGGCCACUGUCAUAGCACAUGAGCUUGUUCACCAGUGGUUUGGAAAUAUUGUGACCAUGGACUGGUGGGAUGACCUGUGGCUCAAUGAGGGCUUUGCUAGUUUCUUUGAGUAUGUGGGAGUGGAAGAGGCAGAGCCUGACUGGGGAAUGCGUGACAUCAUGCUUAUCGAUGAUGUAUUUCCUGUCAUGGUUGAUGAUGCACUUCUCUCCUCCCAUCCUAUUAUUGUGGAUGUGUCCACCCCUGCUGAGAUUACAUCUGUGUUUGAUGCCAUCUCAUACAGCAAGGGAGCAUCUAUUUUAAGAAUGCUGGAGGACUUGUUGGGCCGUAACACGUUUAGGGAUGGAUGUCGAAGAUAUUUGAAAUCCUUCCCCUUCCAGAAUGCAAAGACAGCAGACUUCUGGAAAGCCUUGGCUGAUGAGAGUGGCUUACCAGUGGCAGAAAUUAUGGACACGUGGACCAAACAAAUGGGUUAUCCGAUACUAAGUCUGUCCACUACAGGCGCUGAUGCUAAACUCUUCCAGACCAGGUUUCUACUGGACCCCAAGGCAGACCCCAGUCAGCCCACAACUCCCCUGGGCUACAAAUGGACAAUUCCUGUGAAAUGGAGCUCACUGAACUAUAAAAAUGAUUCCAUCUUAUUUGAUAAAGGACAAACAGAGAUGGUCAUUACUGGCUAUUCCCCUGCCACCGAUGGGCUCAUCAAAAUUAACAAAGACCACAUGGGCUUUUACAGAGUAAAUCACCAUGAAAGUAUGUGGAACGCUAUCAGCGAGCAGCUUCUCACCGAUUAUCUGGUGUAUGAUGCGACUGACCGAAGCAGUUACAUUGAUGAUGUUUUUGCAUUUGGACAGGCAGAUAUUGUUGAUUAUGGAAAUGCCUUCAAUUUGACAAGAUAUCUGGUCAAUGAAACUGAUUAUAUUGUUUGGAAUCGGGUAUCCACUUCUAUCUCCUAUGUGAGAGAAAUGCUGGCUGAUGAUCCAGUGCUGUACCCCAAAUUCCAGACACUUUUCCAGAGCCAUGUGCAGAAGAUUUAUAGACAGCUUGGGUGGGUUGACGUGGGAAACCAAACAGAACGGCUGCUGAGAGAGACUGUUUUGGGCAUUGCAUGUCAGAUGGGUGAUGAGGAGGCUCUCGGCCAAACCUCUGACAUUUUCAAUAAAUGGAUUGAUGAAACAAUAAGCAGUGUAGCUGUCAACUUGCGGUUGCUGGUGUACCGUUAUGGAAUGAAGAACUCGGGAUCACCACGCAGCUGGGAAAUUAUGUUCCAGAGGUAUAUCUAUGCUACUCUUGCGCAGGAGAAAGACAAGCUUCUCUAUGGUCUGGCAUCUGUAGAGGACAUCACUCUCCUUUAUAGGUUGCUUGAGGCUGCUAAAAAUGAGAGCAUUGUUAGGAGUCAAGAUGUUUUCACUCUAGUGCAAUAUGUGUCCCGAAACAAAUAUGGCAAAACCAUGGCCUGGGACUGGGUCACUCUCAACUGGGAUUAUCUAGUGAAUAGGUACUCUAUCAAUGACAGAAAUUUGGGCCGUCUGCUUUCCAGAAUUACUAGAACAUACAACACAAAGCUGCAGCUGUGGAAGAUGGAGCACUUUUUUGCCCUGAACCCGAAUGCAGGAGCAGGUGAGAUGGCCAGGAAACAGGCUCUGGAGACAGUGAGGAACAAUAUUGAGUGGAUGGCACAGAACCAGGAUGAGAUCCGGCUCUGGCUGGAGAACUACGUGUCCUAGUGCUGUCAGAGAAAUGUAUAGCAUCACAACAAUUCAUCACACAGAUUUGUUUAAGAAAGUUGUAAAUCAACUAAUUGCUCAGGGCAGCUUGAAAGCAAUUCCUUAGCUAAAGAGCCUUCAAUGUUAAUGAUAAAGUAGUCUUGGAUUCUGUUGCAUUACAGUUAAAGGAAUAGAUAGUAUCUUAGGCAUUACAGUUCUUUUGGCACUGUACAUUGUUUAAUGUUGCAGUAUAUUGUAUUUGUAUGUGUUGCAAUAUAGCCUAUUCAUAUUCUCUGAAACGUAUAAAUUCUUAGCUCUGAGGUUUGUAAAACAAAAUGUUCUUAAAAUUGUUCUUCUGAGAUUAAAAGACUCAUUAUUUGUAGAAAUCUUGUAGAUAAAUCA
Molecule: messenger RNA, 3411 nt
Organism: Xyrauchen texanus (razorback sucker)
Lineage: Eukaryota; Metazoa; Chordata; Actinopteri; Cypriniformes; Catostomidae
Product: aminopeptidase A-like
Biological process (GO): proteolysis; peptide catabolic process
Cellular component (GO): cytoplasm
Molecular function (GO): peptide binding; metalloaminopeptidase activity; zinc ion binding
Source: RefSeq, a predicted model, not a curated record